GCCCUUCGGAGGGCGAUAUAUCCCGUUUGGAACGCACCGAAAAUAGCAGAUCAGUAAGUUGGCUUUUUCAAGCCAACUUAAUUAAAGUUGUACUUCCGUCGUGUACAGGAACGUCACGGUGAGACGUCAUCAUAGUGCCACAACUUCCUGUUUUUGUUCCAUAUACUCCUGAGUGAAUAAUGGCUGAAUUAAACCGGCAGCUUCAGGAAUAUUUAGCUCACUCUAAAAGCGGCGCGAAGACGAUAUCACAGUCCAGUUCCAGCACAACCAUAGACAUUGAUGAACCCGCUUCGGUGCCAGAGAGCUGGUUCGGCAGGUGGUCGAGUCCAUUCACUGGAUCUAACAGCCGUGGAGCGUCAUCAGGCCAAGGAUCGAGCAGCGGCUUCUCGUGGCCGUGGUCUUCAGAACCUGAUCCAUGUUUGCCGGGCAUGAGUCGAUCCCAGCGACUGAUCGCGUUCGGAACGUGUAUUUUCUUCUCUGCUCUGUGUUUCGGACUGUCGGCACUUUAUGCUCCUUUACUCCUGCUGAAGGCGCGUAAGUUCGCUCUGCUGUGGUCGCUCGGCUCCGUGUUCGCGCUCAUCGGGGCGGCGAUCUUCCGCGGACCAAGUAAACUCAUCGCAACUCCCACACCGGGAGCCGCGGUGUAUCUGUGCUCUCUGGUAGGCACUCUGUAUGCGGCGCUGAGCCUUCACAGCACGCUGCUCACCGCUCUUGGAGCCUGCCUUCAGAUUGCUGCUAUUGUGGGUUACAUCGUGGCUUUGUUGCCGGGUGGGAGUGCCGGGAUGAGGUUUAUGGGUGGCAUGGCAGCGUCCGCUAUUAAAAGGACUAUGACUGGUAAGACCAUGCCUAUAUGACCAAGGAACUCACGGACUAGGCAACAGACAAUAUCUAACAUGGAUUUUUUUUUUUUUUUUUUGAGUGACUGGUCUGGUACUGCCAUUUGAUUGUGAAACUCUGGCUGUAGCCUAUACAGAGGAAUCCAGCGUGAGGCAGCAUUCUGUGGAUGGGGAUAUUUAAUUUUUUUUUUUUUUUUUAGUAAUGAGUAAUUAAUAGUAAUUAGUUUUGUAAUUUUCAUCGUGACAAGGACCAUAUAUAUGACCAAAACAUAUUACUUGCCUUUUAACUUUCUGCUUUUGAAACUUAAAACUUACCUUUAUAAAUAAACUUAAUGAACAAUCUUAA
Messenger RNA from Megalobrama amblycephala (Wuchang bream), 1182 nucleotides. RefSeq names its product SFT2 domain containing 3 (gene sft2d3). Lineage: Eukaryota; Metazoa; Chordata; Actinopteri; Cypriniformes; Xenocyprididae. The transcript has a single exon. The coding region runs from base 180 to 854 and encodes 224 amino acids. Gene Ontology annotation, cellular component: membrane. The record is from RefSeq and is a predicted model, not a curated record. Gene Ontology annotation, biological process: vesicle-mediated transport.